Messenger RNA from Drosophila takahashii, 976 nucleotides. RefSeq lists its product as uncharacterized. NCBI's taxonomy places the organism in Eukaryota, Metazoa, Arthropoda, Insecta, Diptera, Drosophilidae. The record is from RefSeq and is a predicted model, not a curated record.
CAUGAGGUCCACGAUUCUGGUACUUCUUUGGCUCGGAGCCAUCGCAUCGGUUCAGGGGAACCACACCCAUUUGGUGGAUUCCUCUCUGGAGAAUCGCAUUCUAUCGCGACGGGUGCGGGGUUUGGUAUUCCCGGACAAGGCCUCCGUUCUCCUGACCGCCGCCCUAACCAAAAUCAUUGUGGGUGCUAGACCUAGUGGACUUCAGUAUAGUUUGGAGUUCGACAUGUACGUUCCACUGCCCGACACCGUGGAGGGUUGGCAGCCCAAGAUCCUGAAGAGGUUGAAGCCAAAACCCAUGCCAAAACGACGAUAUGAUUGGUCAUAUUACAAGAAACCUUUUAGAUAUAAUCCCUACUAUUCUACGCCUAAUAAAAAUACCUAUUACACCAGCCCUGCCGUUAAUAGAGCACCAUUCUAUCAAACUGCAUCUAGUCCCGCCUUCAGUAGGGAUACAUUUUACAAAACUCCAUGGAGUCUAGCUUCGCCCAUUAGUCGAAAGAAUUUCUAUCAACCCAGGAAACAAGUCUAUAAAACUACUCCCGCAUUAAAUGGAGGUUCAUUCUACCAAACCCCCUGGAGUUUAGCUUCGAAUACCAAUCGGCAGAAUUCUCAUCAACCGGCUGAAGAGGUUUACGAAUCCUGGACUCAAGUGCCCAGUUGGAAACUAAAUCGUGGUUAUAGAGAGCGCCGAGAGAUUUUUGAUCAGUUCGAGGCGAUGGGAAAAGUUUUCCAGUUGGAUCUUAGGUCCUGUAUUAAGAGAGCCAUGUGCGAACUGAGGGCUAAAUUUAAUGCAGGUCAUGACCAGGGUUUUCUUAUGGAGGAUCUAAUGCGGAUUGUCUUGACAGUGCCCGAGGAGAUAACCGAUGAUAAGUACAGACAUCGCAUGGACGUCCAGGACUGCGUCCGAUUCUACUCCCCCAGUUGUCCUUACAAUGUUCUGGACUUCCUCACCCAGAGUGGUGGUAGAAAAAUAUGA